Molecule: messenger RNA, 1824 nt
Organism: Daphnia magna
Lineage: Eukaryota; Metazoa; Arthropoda; Branchiopoda; Diplostraca; Daphniidae
Exons: 2
Coding region: 13-1824 (603 amino acids)
Source: RefSeq, a predicted model, not a curated record
UUACCUUAGAUAAUGCCGACCCUCGUCACGCUACUCCUACUGCUCUCCUCAACCAAUGCAUUCCAGACCACGACAUGCGACUGCAACAAACCAAGCGGAGUCGGACUCCUCCAAUUUUCCGAUGGCUCCUGCGAACCUGCCACACGCAAUUCGAAUACGAAAGUCGACUAUCGAGUCAUGACCGACAAAAAGGCAGCUUUUAACUUCCCGGGAUACAUCUGUGGUAGAUGGAAAUCAAUUAAGCAUAUCACGAUCAAUUUCGUAAGACAAGUUAUUACCGUUCCGGAACGCAUCGCCAUGGAAACGACGGCGGUAGAGUGUGAUAUCAUGAGACAAUCGAGGCGAUGCAACGAGAGCCCAAUGAUGAAAUCAGAAAACAAAUGGAUAUUUAACCAAGAACCGGAGGACUUCGGUUAUUGGCUAAGAACCACCACUGUGGUUACAGUCAACUGUAUGUUAGAAGAAAUCGUCCUUUCCCGAAUUGACGAAGGAGACAUGAUAAACACGCCACUAGGAAAAACCAACGUAUCUCAUGGAUCUCUAUCCCAUAACCAUCUAACAUUAUUUUGGAUCGACACCUACGGAAAACCAACUGAUAUCGUAAUCCGACAAUUAGAGAAAGGCGUGGGAUUCUGGUACGAAUCUUCAACGAACGGGACUUGGAUCCUCCAAGACGACUCCAAACAGUUGGACUUUCACGUACGGUUGACGUCACGCUGCCAAACCGUGAAAUGCGACAAAAAAAUAGACAGUUGGACCGUGAUCGGAGACAACCAUUUGUUCAUCAUUAAAUACCCAUUGGGACCUUCCGCAGUUACCGUACCAUCCAUCAUCAAGGAUAUUGUGACAAAAAGAAAUGACCCUUUAGAUAUCAACAUCCGACAAAACGCAAGAAUCCAGUAUUUGGAGGACGCCGCCAUCCGUCACGAAAAUGAACUUAUCCGCGUCAUCCAGAGCAUGCAGUGUGACCAACGACGUGCUAAGCACGCACAAGCCGUGUCAACUGCCCAAUACAAUGGAUGGCUGGCAGCCGCACAGCUGGGUCUUCGGCAAUGCAUCAAACUGAUCGCCACCGGAAACAUCGUCUCAGCCCUACAAUGCACCCCUACAACAGUAAAUUUCACGACGGAUACAACCACUUGUGGACCUCAACCGCGGUUCAACAAUUUCACCAUUGGCCGGUCCGGUUGGGAACUCACUGCUUUUACGCCAUGCUACUGGGCUGGAGGUAUCGUGAAUUUUAACGACAAACCUCACGCCUAUCGCAAUAACACGUGGCAACCGGUCGAAGCAUCCGUCGUCAUCCCACAGCGUGAUUUGGCUGACGCUUUCCGAUAUCAAGACGUCAACUUCUUCGAAUAUCAACAUCAAACCAACCCCGCUUAUACGGAAGCCCUCAUUAGCCCAAUGGAUAUAAUGGCCGAUAUCACAUCCUCCAUGAACGAACACUCCCUGACUGUCCCCAAUCAAAUUACAGGGACAUCGGCUAUCGUCGUAUCCGCAGCCGAGAAAGCAGGUCUCGGAACCUUUACUAAUUGGUUCGAGAAUUUUAAAGUCUACUCAUUCAUCAUCCUGCUCAUCGCUAUUUUCCUACUGAUCGCUCGUGCUUGUUACGCCCUCGGAUUUUGUGGUUUGAUAUGGAAAUGUUGCUGUAAGCCCCCACGUCCUCCCCCCUACGGCGGUUUACCAGACGAGAAGCAGCCGACCCACAGGUCCCUGAAUUUUCUUUUGGAUUGCGGGACGCAAUCUACCUUGACUCAACGCAUAGUCGAAUUGGAAGGUCGAUUGACUAUUCAUGAGGCCGAGGUGGAAGAGCGUUUAUAA